Sphaerodactylus townsendi is the source of this 3237-nucleotide messenger RNA. RefSeq names its product BTG anti-proliferation factor 2 (gene BTG2). Lineage: Eukaryota; Metazoa; Chordata; Lepidosauria; Squamata; Sphaerodactylidae. Gene Ontology annotation, biological process: negative regulation of mitotic cell cycle; negative regulation of cell population proliferation. Bases 189 to 701 code for a protein of 170 amino acids. The record is from RefSeq and is a predicted model, not a curated record. Gene Ontology annotation, cellular component: cytoplasm; nucleus. The transcript has 2 exons.
GUUUGCAGCCGCAGCCGGAUUACUGAAGCUGGGAGAGGACGACAGACGGGAAAGAAGCCUCCCGCGAGAACUUCGUUAGCAGCCGCUUCUGCGGGCGGACGCGAAGAGCCUCUUUGUUGUUGUACCUCCUUGGAAUCCUCAACCCGGAGCCUUAAAGGGGCCGCUCUGACCUCAAUACCGAAGCAGCCAUGAGCCAGAUCCAGCGCUGGAAUGGGAGCUGCCUCAGCAACUGCAGCCGGGCGGACAUGGUCCCCGAGAUCGCCGCUGCCGUGGGCUUUGUGUCCAGCUUGCUCCGGACCCGGGGCUGCGUUAGUGAGCAGCAGCUCCAGGUUUUCAGCGGAGCCCUGGAAGAGGCGCUCACAGAGCAUUACAAACAUCACUGGUUCCCUGAGAAACCCUUCAAAGGCUCUGGCUACCGCUGCAUCCGUAUCAACCAUAAAAUGGACCCUAUCAUCAGCAAGGCAGCUAGCCAGAUUGGACUCAGCCUCCAGCAGUUAUACCAGCUGCUUCCAAGUGAACUCACACUCUGGGUAGACCCUUUUGAGGUUUCCUACCGGAUUGGUGAGGAUGGAUCCAUUUGUGUUCUAUAUGAGGGAUCAGCAGCACCCGUGAGCUCCUAUGGGAUGCUCACUUGCAAAAAUCAGAUGAUGUUGGGGCGCACCAGCCCUUCCAAAAACUACAUGAUGACAGUCUCCAGCUAAAUGCUCCCAGUUGUCUUUACACUGCCAAGAUAUGGGCUACUGUAUACCUCACCCGAGGAUGUAUUUUUAAAAAUGAAGAGCUAUUUAUAUUUUUUUAAAAAAGAGAAAAUCCAAAAUGAAAUCCAGUAGCAGGCACUGCUCUUUAUGCGGAGUGGUGUUGAGGUGCCUUUUUAAAGCUGUUGCAAGCUUGUGAGUUUAUUAAAAAAAACCAAUGCCAAUAUCUACCUAAUUAGUGUUGGAAGAGAAUUCUGGAGUUGACCUGCCUAUCUGGGAGACUGCAGGGUUGGAAACCAGAGUACAGGGGGUGGGAUAUGGCACUUUUAAGCAGUGACUCACUCUGGGGUAAGUGCUACAACAACUGUGAAUCUCAAGGCCAGUAUGGUAGUACUUAAGCAAUGAACACUUAUAUGUUGCUUGGGACAUUGUGGGCUUAUUCUAGCCUUGCCUUUUCAUUUCUUCAAUAGUUGCCUGUUUAUUUUCUUACACUGAUACAAGUUUGUGUCCUCACCAGUUUCACCUGUUAUCCCUAUCUGAGCAACUCUUCCCCUCCCCAUGACAUCAGCGUUUUGUUAACACACCCAGUCACAACUGUAGCCACAUUAUCUGUCCCCUGGGUGGUGGGGUUUCAAAUGCUGGCCCAUCCCUUUGCACAAAAGCUUGAUUCCUUUCUGCACCUCAUCCUGUUCUUCAUGUUCAUGCAAAAUUUGCUGUUGGCAUUGUGAAAUACUAAGGAACUUUGCUUGGCAGGCGAGUCCAGGAUCUGAUAUAUAACAAUGCAAUCCUAAACAGAGUUACACCCUUCUAUGUCCAGCAGACUUAAAAGGGUGUGAUACUAUUUAGGAUUGCAUUGUCUGGUUAACUCUGGAAAUAAACUCCCAUGUGCAAAAGUAAAAUGGCUAGGCCAAUGAACUUAAUCUACUGGUCAGGGAAAUGUCCAUAUUUCAUUGCCUUUAUCUUGCCCUUUCAAAAUUCCUGACAAAUGCUGCCAAUAAAUGCUGAGAAGCAAUUAUUAAAACAGGGCACUUAAUGUUUAAAAAUCUGCUUCAGAGCACAUGGUUGGUUUUGCUCUUCUGUGUUAAAGAGGCAACUACUUUGCACCCCUAGAACUCCUCCUCCUACCUUUUGUGAAUUGAGUUCUCAGACACUGUGCAAUAUAUUUCAUAAACCUUGGGCACUCAGGAGAAGGAGGAGAUUCUCUGGGAUAGCCUCUCUUGUUAAAGCAUGUGUAAUUUUUUAAAAAUUCUCAUACAACUUUUCAAGUGUUUGUACUUGACUGAUGUUUGAACUGGGAAAUCUCAGCACCACAACAGCAUGCCAUUUAAGAGGUAUGAUGGCCUCUUGUAAAAAAAACAAACCUUUUUAAAACAAAGCAUGAUCUGUCAGGAUUUUCUUUUGUGCAACCAUUGAUAUGAAUGGAAGCUUCACAAUAAUUUUGACCAUUUGUUGUUCAGUUCCUAUUCAUAUCAGUGAUGCUUGUGCAGGAGAAAUUCUGGUGCAUUGUGCCCCAGAUAACUUUGCAAAAUUUAAAACUGCGACAGCACAGCAGUGAAUUGCUUUGUUCUAAUUCCACAUGUGAUGCUCUUUGUUUUGAAGAGCAGAAUCUCUACUCAUUAAAUACAAAGGUUGUGAAGCACUAAGUGUUCCCUAUAAGCUAAAAAAAAGUGUCUCCACUCCGUUAGCGUAAUUGUGCAAUAUUUGGUGACAUGUUAAGGGGAACACUUUCAGCACUGUAGCUUCCCCCUCCCAGAAAAAAAAUCUGUUCCCAUUCUGUCUGGGAGCCUCAUUCCUUAUCUGGUGCAUGAAAAACAUAUGAGUGCGGACUAUAGUAUGUCCAGGAACAAUGUUUGUUUUGCCACACUCCCCGCCUCUGUUUGGAAUUUCCCAAAUGCCAAUACUUGUUUGGUUUGCCAGGUUGGCAUGAUUAAAGCAACUCCGUUUAAAGGUAUCUUGACAUUUCCUUUUACUCCCUCCAUACCAACUAAGGGUGCCUGUUAAAACCAAAUGCUUAUUCCAUCUCCUUCGUUUUCCUCCGCAGUGUCCUUGAAAGGUUGUUGGGGGAAACAGUAAAGAUUACCAAAUAGUGUGCUGUUGUACCUGGCUUGGAAUCUAGUAUUAAGAUGUUUUUGUUAGCCUUAAGCCAACCAAAUUUGGACAGGAACUGUUCUGUAAUUUGUGCAUGUAAAAGCUGUGAAUUGAUGUAUGCUCUUUGUUGCCUUCUAAUGACAAGCCUGACACAACUUGUUGCAGUGCUGAAGAGUCUUAGGAACAGCCUUUGGGUAUGAAUGUGUCUGUCUCCCCCUCUCCUUUAAAAAAAAGUUUGCAAAACUUGAGCUGGACUAUUGAACGGGACCUACUUUCAUAAUUGGUGAAAAUAAUUGAAAAGUUUGUAAGCUAUUUUGUGUUGGGGGCUGGGCGGGCUAAACAUUGUACAAUAGUGUUUUUAUAUGCAAAAUGUACAGAUAUAUUGAGAAAUGUACACUUUUGUUACUUUAAUAAAAAUGUAGCAAUUUAAAUAUGUUGCUGGAAAGAUUGAAAA